Colletotrichum higginsianum IMI 349063 is the source of this 447-nucleotide messenger RNA. RefSeq lists its product as uncharacterized. The record is from RefSeq and is a predicted model, not a curated record. The transcript has a single exon. The coding region runs from base 1 to 447 and encodes 148 amino acids. NCBI's taxonomy places the organism in Eukaryota, Fungi, Ascomycota, Sordariomycetes, Glomerellales, Glomerellaceae.
AUGCCAACCUCUCUCUCUGUGUGCGUGUGUAUGUGUGUGUAUGUGCGUGUCCCCCACCCGCAGCAUCUCUUGGGUGACAUUAUCGACAUCGGGAGAUCGGCAGUCAGCCGGUCCAGUCGAAUCCUCGGUACCGACUGGCUGGGCCGCCAAAAGACGCCUCCCUGCCAAUGCAUCUUGGUGCCCCCCCCCUUUGGCUCCCCCUCACCUUUCCGUGGUGCGUCUAUCCUGUGUCCCACCCCCUUUUACCCUCUUAUGCUGCCUCAGUGGAGGAGGGAGGAAAGGGAGAAGGGCGAGCGGACGAAUGAGAACAACAGUAAACUCCCCGAGGCCAAGAACAUGAUGGGAGGAUGGGGGGGGGUGGGGGGGGGGUCGACCAAUGGUGCGCCGCCUGUUGCCGCUGCAAAGAACGGCGACGACGACAACCUUAUGAGCACUGGCAACGGAUAA